CUUUCCAGCGGGCAAACAUUUUUUGUGCUGAUUCAGGACUUGCGUAUGUAUCUUAAAUUUAAAUAUCUUAGAUUUACUCUGGUUCUAAAUGGUCAGGGAAAGGAUGAAAUUGCAACACGGAUAACGGCAACUAGAAAUAUAUUUUUUCGAUUGACGAAACGUUUAUGGAACUGUCGCGAAAUCAUUAUAAAAAUGAAACGUCCAUAUAGCUGCAAUUCGCUCGAUCUUGCUAUUGGUUCGAAUACGGAGGAAUGCGAUGAUUACUGUUAUAAAAUUACUGCUUCAGCAGCAGCUCUUAUCAGUAUAGAUAAAGCUGGGUGUUCAAAGUGGAGAUGCAUGCUUGCACGAAACACUUGUCGAAGUAUGAAUCUCCAAGGAAUUCCCAUAAAUUUUUGCUGCUGCAAUACACGCGAUCUUUGCAACGAAUAA
Molecule: messenger RNA, 429 nt
Organism: Dracunculus medinensis (Guinea worm)
Lineage: Eukaryota; Metazoa; Nematoda; Chromadorea; Rhabditida; Dracunculidae
Source: the annotation of a GenBank genome assembly